Ctenocephalides felis (cat flea) is the source of this 516-nucleotide messenger RNA. RefSeq names its product PDF receptor-like. The record is from RefSeq and is a predicted model, not a curated record. The transcript is spliced from 4 exons. Lineage: Eukaryota; Metazoa; Arthropoda; Insecta; Siphonaptera; Pulicidae. The coding region runs from base 1 to 516 and encodes 171 amino acids. Gene Ontology annotation, molecular function: G protein-coupled receptor activity. Gene Ontology annotation, cellular component: membrane.
AUGGAUUUCACAGAGGUGAUUUUAUCCUUCGACAGUUCUUCUGCAGAAGAUUGCAUUUUGCAAUACCACGAUUAUAUAAUUCCACAAGAUGGUUUGUUCUGCAAUUGGACUUGGGACUCCUUACUAUGUUGGCCACCAACAAAGGCCAAUUCUGGCAUCAAACAAAAAUGUUCCCUGGUCAAGGGCCAACGUGGAUUGGACCCAACACAAUUUGCUACGAGAUUUUGCACCCCCGAAGGCAAAUGGGCGGGUAGACCGACGGCUGGUGGAAAUUUCUCAAGCGGAAAUUUUUCAUCAAAUCCGAGAGGAUGGACAAAUUAUUCCGAAUGUUACAUGCCAGAAGUUAGAGACAUUUGGAGAAAAUUGGGAACAUCCGUAGAGGGGUUUAAGAAACAACAGGACCAGAAUCCACAAAAACCUUUUUUCGGCCAUGGUCACACAAGUUUUGGUUCGAUUAGUUUUAUAUUUGGACCAGGCCAUAGUGCGGGGGCUGAAAGUGGGUUCUUCGAAUUCUGA